Molecule: messenger RNA, 780 nt
Organism: Paralichthys olivaceus (Japanese flounder)
Lineage: Eukaryota; Metazoa; Chordata; Actinopteri; Pleuronectiformes; Paralichthyidae
Gene: spegnb
Product: SPEG neighbor
Molecular function (GO): protein binding; protein kinase activity
Source: RefSeq, a predicted model, not a curated record
AUGUCCACAAAGGCUGCACCCCCUGGAUGCACUCUGAACAUCGAUGAUCCUCAGGUCCAGGAGGCUGCAAUCCGAAUCCAGGCUUCAUAUCGUGGACACCGGUCACGUAAAGAGCUGCGGGAGAAAGGUCCUCCAAAGAUCCUGCAGGAGCUCAAAGAUGUGGUUCUUGUCGAGGGCAGCGCCGCAAAGCUGGAGUGCAGAGUUAGCGCCUUCCCUGAUCCUUUCAUCGUCUGGUACAAGGACGGCAAAGAGCUGAAGGAUGAUCCCAAGUAUCGCUACGUGUUUGAAGAUCCAGAUUUUGUGGCGCUCGUGGUUCGAGAUGGGGUUCUGGCUGAUCUGGGAAAAUACACCGUUACCAUUAAGAAUCCUUUUGGACAGACGUCGGGAUCUGCUUGUAUUCUUGUGGAGGUCCCUGCUAGAGUUUCCAAAGGCCCAGACAACAUAAAGGCUAAGAGAGGGACAACAAUUGUGCUCAAGGCUGAAAUAAGUGGAGAACCACCACCAGAUGUGGCCUGGCUUAAAGAUGGAGAUGACAUCGAUGAAGACAAAAGGGUUUUCUUUGACGUUGGCGACACAAACACAAUCCUGACUAUCAAAAAUGCGCAGGUGUCUGAUGCUGGCAGGUACGAGGUGUUUGUGGAGAACAGUCUAGGCACAGACCAGUCCUUUGCUCGUGUGGACAUCCUCCAAUGAGGUCUCAUCAACUACACCACAAUUAAUUUGCUCUGACAGUGCUACCCAGUGGAUAAUAUACUGUAUGAACAUUCUGUUUAAAGCUGU